This is a messenger RNA of Diversispora eburnea, 1584 nucleotides long. The record is from the annotation of a GenBank genome assembly. NCBI's taxonomy places the organism in Eukaryota, Fungi, Glomeromycota, Glomeromycetes, Diversisporales, Diversisporaceae.
AUGUAUUUAAAAAUAGAAGACAGAAAUGAAAAUGUUCCACUUACCAGAGUGAGUACCACAAAUAUUUCAGUCACACAUAAAUAUACUACUGCCAACACUUUGCCACCACAAUCGCCACCAUCAUCACAUGAGCAAUUACAUCAACCACGACAUCAACCUAUCCGUGUUGAUCCGAGUGAACGAUCUUUAACAAAAAGUUUAAAGAAAUUGAAAAUUAGUAAAAAUAGGAAUAAUCGAAAUAUUAGAAGUGAAGAAGCAGCCGACGCUUAUUCAGACGAUGAUGAUGAUCUUUUUGACGAACGAGAAUAUUUACAAGAUCAAAAGAUCCAUGCAUCAAAUAAAAUGAUAAUUCGGUGUUUAAAAGAUUUACAUAUUUCGCGAAGAGAUGUAUGGCUUAAAAAACGUAGAAAGGAACGAGAACGAAGAUCUAAAGAUGAAAUGGAUAACCUUGAAGUCGAAAAUACGAAUUCGGAUGUUAAUCGAUUACAAGGAGAAAGAUUUAUAGAAGAAUAUACAACUACACCACAAAUACAAGUGGCCAAUAUCCAAUGGAAACAUGAUAAUCAUAUUAGUGAUAUUAUUAAAGUUGAAAUUUGGGAUGUUGUUGAUAAAGGUAUUAAUCCUUUAAAUCCCAGUAAAAAAUCUAAUGCUGGUGGAUUAAAGAUUGAUAAUAAUUCUAAUAAUUCUCAAGAAUUAAGAAAGAUUCCUGAUAAUAUUGCAGUUUUGGUUUUGGGUAAUUUUAAUGAUCUAAAUGCGCAACGAGUAAUAUCUCAAGCACAAAUAUAUCAGGAAAUAUCUGAUUGUAAUCGUGAAAGAGUAACUGAAUAUCCUUCAACAAACAUGAUUCGAUAUGUGGACACUUGUAUGAUGAAUGGAUUGGGAUUAGAUUAUAUUUAUAAAUAUUUUGAUUCCAAAACAAAAGAAUUAGCAAAAUUUCUCAAUGCUCUAGAUAAUGAUAUUAUGAUUGAAGAACAAAUUGGGGAUGGACAUGAAGAUAAUCCUUGGUUAGAAAGUAGGUUAGAAACUGGGUUAGAAACGGGGUUAAAAAAACAAGAAUUAUCAAGUUCACCAUGGAGUCAUGAUAUAAAUAAUAAUAAUGAUAAUAAUAAUAAUUUGAUUAUUGAAAAUACAGAAAGAAAUGAAGGUGAUGUAGUGGUAGGAAAUGUACAACAGAAAAAGAAAAAAGUCAAAGGAUCCAAAAAAGAAUCUAAUACCAAAAAUAGUAAUACAAUUAUAAAUAAUAAUCAUAAUAAUAGUAAUAAUAUAGAAAUUUCAGAAAAUCUAAAUAACAAGAAAAUUAAAAAGAAGAAAAAGAAACCAAUUGACAAUGAUAAUAACAAUAAUAAUAUUCGUAAUAUUCAUAAUAUUCAUGUAAAUACUAUCGAAGAAACACCGACUUCUUCUAAAUCAAUAUUAUCAUCAUCACCCACAAAAAAGAAAAAAUCAAAAAUCAAUAAAAGUGAUAAAAGUAAUAGUAAUAGUAUUAAUAGUAAUAUUGAAGAUAGAGGGUAUACGGAAUAUAAUGAAUAUAAUGAAAGCAGUAGUUUUAUUAAAAAGAAAAAAAUUAGUUCUAAAAAAAAUUAA